ACACUGCUGCCCGAAGAAUUUGACAGAUUGAAAAAUGUGUAUGUGGGAGCGUAAUUAAAACGUGUGAAAUAAAAUAAAAUAGCAAUAAAACAGUAGGAAUCAUGGAUUACAAUUAUGAACAGACAAGUGAGGUAGAAGCUUUAGACUCUAUUUAUUAUGGGGACAUGCAAGUGAUUGAAACGAAACCGUUCCACAAGUUUAGUAUACCGAUAAAGUCUGAAGGGUUCGACGAAGGCGAAGGUCUGGCGUGUCAGCUAGUCUUCACAUACACUGCUAAGUACCCUGAUGAGUUGCCCGUCAUAGAAAUAGAGGAUGAAGAGAACUUUGAUGACAUAGUUGAUAAGGAUGAACUGCUCUCACAUUUAACUGAACAAGGAAAUGAGAACCUAGGUAUGGUGAUGGUGUUCACAUUGGUAUCGGCGGGACAAGAGUGGCUCAAUGUGAGAUGGGAUACUAUAAAGAAAGAGAGAGAAGAACAAAUACUGGCCAAAAAGAAGGCAGAGGAGGAAGCUGAACUGAAAAGGUUUGAGGGUACCCGAGUCACAGUUGAGUCCUUCCUAGCAUGGAGGAAGCAGUUUGAAAUAGACAUGGGUAUUCCUGCUAAGAGAGAGAAGGAAUCUAAAGAUAAGAACAAGCUGACCGGCAGAGAACUAUUCCUGAGGGACACAACUCUCAAUGAAUCUGAUCUUAAAUUCCUUGAUGAUGGAGAUGCAGUCAAAGUCGACGAAUCUCUAUUCCAAGACCUGGAUGACCUUGAAAUAUCUGACGAAGAUGAUGAAGACUAUGUUCCAGGUCAGAGUGGCAGUGAGAGUGAUUAGCAAAUGGUGAGUCCCCACUCGCGGGGACAGUGAACCAGUGAUAGAACUAUACGCCUACUCGGCUGACGCGCGGCCUUUGAUCCUUGUGGUUUACCCAGUUACUCAGUUAUUGUUCAAUAAAACUACUUAUAUUUA
Messenger RNA from Helicoverpa zea (corn earworm), 953 nucleotides. RefSeq names its product RWD domain-containing protein 1. Gene Ontology annotation, molecular function: protein binding. The record is from RefSeq and is a predicted model, not a curated record. The coding region runs from base 102 to 818 and encodes 238 amino acids. The transcript has 5 exons. Lineage: Eukaryota; Metazoa; Arthropoda; Insecta; Lepidoptera; Noctuidae. Gene Ontology annotation, biological process: cytoplasmic translation.